UUCAACCUCCAUUCGAAAUGGAAAAUGGGAAAAAUUUGCAAAUGAUUCCUUUUGACGAAAAUGACCCUGAAGUGAUAGCUCGACGUAUAAAGAAUAGAGAAAGGCAACGCAGGUAUAGGGCUAGAAAGCGUCAAGAAGCCGAUUUGAAGCGAGCGUGCAUGAUCAAUCAGUCGAUUCAGCUGCAAGUAGACGAAACCCAAGUUAAAGAUACUCCUCUCGAUGUUGUAACCCGUGUUUACAGUCAAAGAAACUGGAAAAAAGAUGCCCGAAGGGCACACAUAUUAAAACAACAACAAAACAACGCUUGCAGUUCUACGUCUGCAAUUGUGGAUCUCCAAGCUUCUGGGAACCAAUCGAAUGUGAUUGUGGAAACUAGAGAACACUCUAGUACACCGAGUGGCAGGAAUUGGAAGGCCGAAGCAAGAAACAAGAGAAACUAAGAUUUUGUUGCGUGGCAAUGGCACGCCAGUCGAAUUAGGAAAGAAAACCGCUAAAAGAUUUCAAGAAUCGAGGCGGGUUUGUUUCGACUCUCGCAAAUGUCCGAUAAAGUUGACUUUUUGGUUGACGUUUUGAUGGUUUGGUGUAAUUUUCCCGUGAUUGCAUAUUUCAAAAAGGCGGCAAAGAAUGUUUUCGUGAAGUUCUUUUUUCGGGUUUUCUGUAAAGCGUUACCUGAAAACAGUCAUAGUCUAUGGAAGUUACAAGAUUCAGGUGAGU
Cynara cardunculus var. scolymus (artichoke) is the source of this 714-nucleotide messenger RNA. RefSeq lists its product as uncharacterized. The transcript has a single exon. The record is from RefSeq and is a predicted model, not a curated record. The coding region runs from base 18 to 440 and encodes 140 amino acids. NCBI's taxonomy places the organism in Eukaryota, Viridiplantae, Streptophyta, Magnoliopsida, Asterales, Asteraceae.